Messenger RNA from Mucor velutinosus, 1527 nucleotides. RefSeq lists its product as uncharacterized. The record is from RefSeq and is a predicted model, not a curated record. The transcript has a single exon. Bases 1 to 1527 code for a protein of 508 amino acids. Lineage: Eukaryota; Fungi; Mucoromycota; Mucoromycetes; Mucorales; Mucoraceae.
AUGAUAGCAACUCGUUAUUAUGAUCCAUUUGAUCCAUUUGGAUAUAAUCAAAUUUCAUAUGUUAUCCACAAUUUCAGUGAUUUAUGCGAUUUAUUGGAAAUCCAUGUUCCAGACAGAUCUCGCAACAUCAAAUGCACCAAAGCAACUGUAAAGGCUUUGCUGGCCUACAAGUCGCAAAAUUCCCUGCCAAAGACAAUCCAGUACCAUUCUGGCAGCUCGCAGCUUAUACAAGGUCUCAUGUACAGAGCCAUCCAGCACUGGUGCUGCAUCAGCUUCAAGAUUGUCCCCAUCGAAUUAGAGCUCAUCAAGAACAACACACCUAAAACCAUCUUGUACUGCGUCGCUGCCAUCAGUAUUGCAACAAUAAGUACACAGCAACAGCCAAUCAAACUGGAUGCAACAACAAAUCAUCAGCACAACAGAAAAGUAAAGACACUGUCAGACAGAGCCAUGGACGGAUUCAAAAAGGACAUUGCCUUCUGCUUUUACAAAAGGGCUUGCAACUACUUGCAAGAGACCAUCUUUCCAGACGAUGAAGACAGCUUCUCCGUGGUGACCAUCCAGUGUUACUUUUGUCUCAGCUACACAGCAAACCUACUGAGGUUACCAGGCGAACAAAGAACCUGGCACUAUUUGGCUUGUGACAUGAUGAAGAGCAACGUUUCCCUCAUUAAUGAAUCACCGGCAUUAAGACAGUGUUGGUACCGUUGGUACUAUAUCGACGCCUGGAUUGCCAUUGCAUUGAACCAAGAAUGCCUGCUACCCGACCGCUUUCCUUUUGCUGUAAAGAGGCCAGCACCAUCAACAACAACAACAACAACAACAACAACAACAACAACAACAAUCAAAGAGUCUAUUGUACCACAUAAUAGCGACAAUUCUAUUCAUGGCUGUUGUAUCAUGUCGAAUGAUACAUUAUACGAGUUCGUGCUUAUGACGCAGUUUAUGCGUCGGUUCAACAGAGCUAUUCAAGCGGGCACUUUGCCUUUGCUUUAUGACAGAUUGACGUUUGAAACUGAAAAUUGGUGGCGAACUGUGAAUGCGCCUAAUUUGCACCUUCGAAUCUGCUAUUUUUCGAUGCGAUUAGUCAUUCUCUUCUCUUUGUUGCAACAUGACUCUUACCAUGUUGAUUUCGACUUGCUUUUGGAUGGUUUAAACAUCACAUUGGAAGUGCUUCAGGGGCUGCAAAAUCUGAAGUUGAUGAAUUGCGAUCAAAGCACUUAUCACCACAUGUUUUUCGCUGUACACCAAACGCUCAAGCAAAUACUGGUCCACGUCAAACUACACCAAUUUCACUCACUGGAAGCCUUUGUCAAGCAGCAAUUUGAAAUGGAUUUAUGUAUCUUGGAGGGCACAGAUGCAUUCAGGGACGAUAUUUACCAGAUGCGUGAAAUUGCUGCCAACAUUGAAUCGGACCUGAUCGCAUUGGGCUACAUCCAAGAAAAUGCCAUCGUGCAGAGAUCUCUCAGGGUGUUUAGGGCAAAGAUCACACCACAGACCUUCAAGAGAGCGAAAAAGAGUCACUGA